AUGGCGUCGCUGUGGAUCAUUAACAAGGCCGGCGGCCUGGUGUUCCAGUGCGAGCACUUUGCGUACCCACACAAGGCGGCAGGCGAGGCAGAGAUUACAUCGAAUGACUACCUGAUUCUGGCGGGCACGCUGCACGGCAUCCACGCGAUUGCGUCGCGUAUCCAGCCGGUGCCGGGCAAGACCUGCUCGGGCCUCGAGGUGCUCGAGGCAGAAAACCUCUUGAUUCACGUCAAGAUGACCGAAACGGGAACCAAGCUCGUUCUCCUUACGCACACCACACACCCGAACCCGGGGGGGGUACUCAAACGCGCGUACGAGCUCUACGUCGACCACGUCAUGAAGGACCCAUUUUACAUUGCGGAAAUGCCGAUCCGCAUCGAGGCGUUCGACCGCGAGGUGGCUGCGCUCCUCCAGUAG
This is a messenger RNA of Malassezia japonica, 417 nucleotides long. RefSeq lists its product as uncharacterized. Lineage: Eukaryota; Fungi; Basidiomycota; Malasseziomycetes; Malasseziales; Malasseziaceae. The record is from RefSeq and is a predicted model, not a curated record. Bases 1 to 417 code for a protein of 138 amino acids. Gene Ontology annotation, cellular component: TRAPP complex. Gene Ontology annotation, biological process: endoplasmic reticulum to Golgi vesicle-mediated transport. The transcript has a single exon.